AUGUACUGGCUUGAUGGUAGGGAUAUGAUUCUGCCUCUGGGUGGUGAGGAAUACUGGGAGACACCUGAACGCGAUGAGGUGAUAGAGAAGGCUCACAAUGCGAUAGGAGUCCUUGCUGACAAUCUCAAGGCUGCUGUUGUUUUGGGUGAUCGCACGCGGUGGUGGAUUUCUGCAUGUGAAUAUAUUGACGCUGUCAUUGGGAUCGUGCGUUGCGAGGCUUUGUGGAGUUAUAGGGACGAGGGUGUUGGGUAUAACACAUGUAAGGAUGUGUUUGAGUGGCUGGACGCCAUUUACGCUGAGUGGACUUCUAUUCCUAUGGUCCGCUUGUAUGAGCUCACAUGCGAGCGCUAUCUGAAGUCCCUUCCAACGGAUCUCAUUGUCCCUCUAGCCUUUGCCACAUUUCGCCCAUCCCUUUCCCCUCUUCCCCUUGAUCUUGUGGCUGACUCUGCACAAGCUGACGACGAGCCAGAAUCAGAUAAGAAAAACAAAGGUGGGAAAAGUACUUGGUGGGCUCUUGCCACCACAGGUGGCAUCCACCAAUCAUACGCCAGUGUAAAGUGGGCAUGA
Cantharellus anzutake is the source of this 567-nucleotide messenger RNA. RefSeq lists its product as uncharacterized. The coding region runs from base 1 to 567 and encodes 188 amino acids. Lineage: Eukaryota; Fungi; Basidiomycota; Agaricomycetes; Cantharellales; Hydnaceae. The record is from RefSeq and is a predicted model, not a curated record. The transcript has a single exon.